This is a messenger RNA of Trifolium pratense (red clover), 2787 nucleotides long. Its product is annotated as probable serine/threonine-protein kinase abkC. The transcript has 6 exons. The record is from RefSeq and is a predicted model, not a curated record. The coding region runs from base 483 to 2378 and encodes 631 amino acids. NCBI's taxonomy places the organism in Eukaryota, Viridiplantae, Streptophyta, Magnoliopsida, Fabales, Fabaceae.
GAAAUAGUAUAGUUAUAGUCGUUUAGGGUUCGCGUUUGUUUGUGAUUGCCGCCUGUUAUAAUCGCGCCAAAGCCAAACUAUCACAAACCUUCUUCUUCACAUUCUCAUUGCCAUUCACUCAGAUCCUUCAAUCUCUUCUUCUUCUUCUUCCCCUUUUCAGGUGGUGAGGAGUUUGAUACUUGCCGCUCCCAUUUUCAAAAAUAAAAGAUGAAUUCCAGCUCAAGAUAUAUAGUGCUUAGUGAAUUUUCCCCACAUUAAGGGAAAAUGAUUUCUUGCUUGAGGUUGAGCUCAAUUCUGUUUGUUACGACCCUCAAAAUCUUAUUAGGUUGUCAGUGAUCUGUCAGAUUUGCGUCAACUCAUAAGCGUGUCUACGACCUUUUUUCUCCUUCUCCAAAUCUUCUCUUGCGCCCUUCUUACCGCCAUCAUCAUCAUCAUCAUCAUCAUCAUCAUCGACUUUCAUCUGGUUCAGCCUUCGUGCACGAAUGGACAAAUUUCUGAUGCUUGGGAACAUUGGUAGGGCUGCCCAAUCUAUUCUUAGAAUCCAUAAAAGCAGAUAUCCAGGUGUGAGUAGAAAUGGAGUUUUGGUCUCAGUUGCACCCAAUAUCAGCCGAUGCAGGAUGUAUACGCAAUGUAUGUUUCCUAAUAAAGGAUUUAGAUCAUUCAUGUGGCAAGGAACUAGAGAAAACUUUCACAAAGGCCGUUCUUUUUGGAACAUCUCUGCAAUCUCAGCAAAAAAUAUAGCGGCACGUAAUUCUCAAAUUGGUUGGAAGUUGCUGUACAAAAUAUAUUCUUCCAAUGUUUAUAGUGGAUCUACCUCCAUAAAUAUGAUUGCUCAAGCAGUGAGCCUGGCUUUGGCUCGUUCUUAUUUUCUGGUUCCUAGUAUUUUUGCAUUUGCAUGUGGAGAGCUAGCAUUGGCGCAGCAAAAUCGGUCAGAUGCAGGGAGUUACCCUUCACAAAAUGCUUUGUGUAUGCAUGCACAAGAUGGAUACAGUAGCAUGUUUGCAUUUGCAUUCAUUGUGGUAGAAGGGCUGUUCUUGUUAGCAAGAGCUAUAUAUCUAGCAAUAUUAUUCUCUCCAAGCAUACUGAUGUUUGCACUUCCAGAUUAUUUUGGACCAGAGUUCAGGAAAACGUGGCUCCGGGUUGUUCGCCGCACACUAGAAAGAGCAGGUCCAGCAUUCAUAAAAUUGGGUCAGUGGGCUGCUACGCGGCCUGAUUUAAUUCCUCAAGAUCUAUGUACUGAGCUUGCAAAACUUCAUUCUAAAGCACCCGAGCAUAGUUUUAGCUACACAAAGAAAACUAUAGAGAGGGCAUUUGGUCGUAAAAUUUCUGAAAUGUUUGAGAGUUUUGAAGAAUUGCCUGUUGCAUCCGGAAGUAUUGCUCAAGUGCAUCGUGCUUCUUUAAAAUCUUGUUACCCUGGUCAGCAAAUAAAGCCCAUGGUAGUUGCAGUGAAGGUCAGACAUCCUGGUGUGGGAGGAGAAUCUAUCAGAAGGGAUUUUGCUAUAAUCAAUUUUGUGGCAAAAUCUUCAAAGUUCAUCCCUGCAAUUAAUUGGUUAAGGUUGGAUGAAAUUGUUCAGCAGUUUGCAGUUUUCAUGAUGUCUCAAGUUGACCUUACAAGAGAAGCUGCUCAUUUGAACCGCUUUAUUUACAACUUCCGUCAAUGGAGGGAUGUGUCUUUCCCUAAGCCUGUUUAUCCACUUGUGCAUCCCGCAGUUUUGGUGGAAACAUAUGAAAAUGGAGAAAGUAUCUCGCAUUAUGUUGAUGAGCUUCAAGGACAUGAAGGGAUUAAAAGUGCUCUUGCUCAUAUUGGUAGUAACGCACUUUUGAAGAUGCUUCUGGUGGACAACUUCAUUCAUGCUGACAUGCAUCCUGGAAAUAUCCUUGUUCGAGUGCCUCAGAGCAAGGAUCGCAAACGGUUCUUCAAAUCAAAGCCUCAUGUAAUUUUCCUCGACGUAGGCAUGACUGCUGAACUCUCUGGUAGCGAUCGGGUAAAUUUAUUGGAAUUUUUCAAAGCUGUUGCCCGCAGAGAUGGUCGGACUGCUGCUGAGUGCACACUCAGGUUGUCAAAGGAACAGAGUUGCCCUAAUCCGAAGGCUUAUAUUGAGGAAGUGGAAAAGGCAUUUACCUUUUGGGGCACUCGAGAAGGUGACGCAGUUCACCCUGCCGAGUGCAUGGAGCAAUUACUUGAGAAAGUUAGGCGGCAUAGAGUUAAGAUUGAUGGCAAUGUUUGUACUGUCAUAGUGACCACCUUGGUUCUGGAGGGUUGGCAACGCAAGCUUGAUCCCGGGUAUGAUGUGAUGGAGACUCUGCAGACAUUGCUGCUUAGAGCUGAUUGGGCAAAGUCUUUUGCUUACACAAUUGAAAGCCUCAUGGCUCCUUGAGGGAGGUUUCUUUCUUUCUUGAGGUUACUCAAACAAUUUUGAUAUGUACCGAAUAACUGAGGGCAUUUGUCCCUUCUUUUUGGUUGUCUCAUAUUGAGAAACUUAUACCCUGUAAUUAUAUUUGUCAGUUAUUACUGUGUGCUUGAGCAUCACAGUUUCUUUUUUUUUUUUUUUUUUUGUGUUAACCCUCCGGUUUUCAGGGGAAGGAGACCCUGGUAAUCCGGAGUUCGGCCUUGAGGUAAGUAAAACCUGACAAAAAAUUGUUUCUCCCAAGAAUUGAAUUGAACAUUACAAGAAAAGGUUGAUAAAGAGAUUGAUAUUUGUGUCCAUUAUACUAUUGUAACACAUGAAGCUUAAUAAUAAUUUAUGUUUACUUAUGUUGGAUGUCACUAUUUCGGAUUGUAUGCUC